AUGCUCGCCGACCUGCGCGUGCUUCACGUGCCUUCGUCUGAUACCAAUGUGCUCCCACCCGUCAUCCUCCAGUUCGGCGCUGAUCGCUACCUGUUUAACGCCGGUGAAGGCACCUCUCGCUCCUCGACACAGCGCAAAGCUAACCUCAGCCGCAUCUCGAACAUUUUUGUCUCUCGCGUAGGCUGGGAGGCCAUCGGUGGUCUUCCUGGUGUGCUCAUGUCCAUGGCUGAUGGUCAGCGUUCCACCGAAUCUCUUCACGGUCCAGACGGCCUUCGCUAUGCCCUCGCCACAAUGCGAACUUAUGCAAAGAGAGACAUCAUGAAGCUCGACGUUCACGAGGUGCCUUCCCUGUCCCACUCCUCGCCUCCAGAUCAAAAUCCGUCCGAAAUCUCAGACGCAGCCUCAGUUCCCAUAUUCACCGAUGACAAUCUUGCUGUCUACGCAGUGCCCCUCCACCCUACCAAGGCAUUGGAACCAGCUUUCAAAAAGCCAAAGGUCGACUGCGAUCGCUCGGCAGCUGUCUCUGCCGCAACUCUCGAUAAGGUGGAUCAGCUCUGGCGAAAGCCUUACUUCAAUCCUUCCAUCUUACAAGGGCACGAAGCACAAGCCUGGAUCCGCCUCGUCUCUGACAGCAUCUUCAACGAUUCUCUCCUUCGCAAACGCGAGCAGCAAGCGACCGAUAUCACCGAAAGUGUCACAGACACAAGGUCAUCGCGCAAGCUUGUGUCUUCGGUCGAUGAUGUGGAAAUCCCAGAUGCCGAUCAACCACAACCUUCAUCUUCUCCACAUGCCCGAGCUCUUGCGCCAUGGCGUCCCCCACUUUCGCCUGCAUUCGUUACUCGCCUUCUACCACGACCACCCAGCGACACUCGCAACGUUCUGGCCGACCGCGCCGAUCCAGCAGAAGGCGGACAGGCUCCGGUCCUGGCUUUCAUUUGUGAAGCGCAUCCACAGCGUGGCAAGUUUGAUCCUGUCAAAGCCACAGAAGCCGGCGUGCCGCCAGGACCUUUGUUCGCCGCCUUGACAAAGGGAGAGGACGUCACCCUCAAGCGACCCACAUCUUGGUCCAGCAUGCCAUCACAUGAAAGGAAGAAGUGGCUGCAGAGUCAGACCGGCGGGCGUCGGGGUGCUACUGGCUCAUCCAGUACCAACGCAAAGCAGAAAGCCCAACAAAACGGCAAGGUAAAGCAUCAAGGUGCAGGUGAAUCGACACCGGCAGCAUGGAACGAUCUUGAGGAAGUACUAGUCAAGUGGAACCACGUUGUAGGCCCUUCUCGAGCUGGCGCAGUCGUCUUCUAUAUCUACCUGCCAUCGAUCGAUUACAUCGACAAUCUGCUCAGCGACAGCGCAACAUUGGCCUUCUCCCCAUACACUCUCCAAGCCAACGGCCAUCUCAGCAAGGAGCAGUCUCGAAUGCCGCACGUCAUUGUACAUGCUGUCCCCGUCGACCUCCUCCAAGAUCCACGUUACCAGACAUGGAUGCGUCAAUUUGGACCCGACUGCCACCAUCUUAUCGCCAACUACAAUGUCUGUGCCAACAAGCUCAUGUUUCCUUCCAGCGCCACCAUCCCGCUCCGCCUCUCCAAGCUUGAUAACGUCAUGUUCAAGGUACCGCAGUACCAGCUCACACCCCAAGUCCCCGUGUCCGCGCUCUCAAAGGCGGUUAUGAGUGACAGAGCAGAUGCUAGCGAUUUUCCACUGAAGUUUGUAGCAGCCGAAGCGGACCAGGUGAUCCCACUCCAUCCAAGAGGCGAACCGAAACACUUCUCUUCGGGUGCACCGGACUUCGACUUUCCCAUUCUAUCAGAACGAGCCGCUAAGGUUGCUGCAUUCGAAUACGAUUACGCCGAAGAAACAAAACAACAGACACAGCCGAUCGCCAAGGGCAAAGUCAAAGCCAAAGGCAAUUCUAAGAAUGGCGUCGGUGCCACUACAGAAGCAUUGCACGACGGACUCAGCACAAUGCGCAAUACCCGCCUGCGAGAAGCGCGCAAGCAGGCAUGGCAGGCCUAUCUCGACGUAGUCAAGAAGAUCAAGGCUGAAACUGAACCCACAGCGGCAUCCGUCCCUUCGGAAAAGGACAUUCUUGUGACAACCCUGGGUACGGGCUCAGCAGCACCGAGCAAGUACCGCAACGUCAUUUCCACCUUGAUCCAGACACCGUCUUCGGGCAACAUCCUGCUUGACGCUGGUGAGUCAACGUAUGGUCUACUUCGACGCAAAUUCGGCUGUCGACGAGAUGGUACCGCGGCCGAGAGCGGAUCGUUGGUAUCACAGGACGUCGACGACAUUCUGCGCAAGAUGCAUGUGCUUUUCAUCAGCCACAUCCAUGCCGACCAUCACAUUGGUGUUAUCCGACUGCUCUUGGAACGACGCAAGCUGGUACCCCGACCCGACAAGCCGCUUUACCUCUUCGGCACUAGUUUUGUGCACAACUACCUUGAAGAGUACGAGCAGUUGGAAAAGCUCGGCUUAGACGAGGAUGUCAUUCUCGUCCUGAACGACCACCUUGAUCAUCAGAAGGGAGUCGAUCCCAAUCUUUCCAACCAACAGGGCCUGAGCGCAGCGUUCGCAAAUCGCAACAGUUGUGGCCAAGAGCAAGCCCGCCAGGAGCAUCUCGCUCACGUCCAGGCUAUUAAGGAUCUCACUGGCCUCUCGUACAUCCACACUGCACGUGUCGUCCAUCGCGGCUCGCAUUGUUACGGCCUUGUCGUGCGACACGCCAUGGAAAACUGGUCGGUUGCCUACUCUGGAGACACGCGCCCUGCGCCCGAGCUGAUCGCGGCGGGCAAAGACUGCUCCUUGCUCAUCCACGAAGCAACGCUCGAGGAUGGCGAACUCGACAUGGCUAUUGCCAAAGGACACUCGACAUUUGGAGAAGCAAUCCGCGUGGGGCACGAGAUGGGUGCACACAAUAUUCUGCUGACACACUUCUCGCAGCGCUAUCCCAAAAUGGCCAGAUCGUCGCUGUUUGCAUUGAGCGAGCAGGGCGAUAAGAAUUGGAGGAAUGUGCCGAUUGCGCUCGCAUUCGAUAUGGUGACGUAUCCGCUCAGUCAAUUCGACAAGAUCCAACGCUACACGCCGGCGAUGGAGGCGCUUUUUGCAGCGGAUAUAGAGGGCGAUGAGGAGGUUCAGUCGAUCGGCGGAGAUGAACACGGUGCCAACGGCGUGGUCGAAGCCAAGGGUAAAGCGGUGACUUUGGGCCAAGAACGAGACCGCGGAAAGCAAGGCAAGCACAAACAGACCAUGACUGGCCGCGACGCGAAUGGCUCGAGCGGUGCAGCCGGCGCCGCUAUGGCAACGUUGGGCAUUGUGGCUGCCACUGACGAUUCAGCUGCAAGAGCGGCGGAGGAAGUUACACACAAGACAGACAACCAGCUUUGCCAUGCAGAACCACAGUGUUCCACGGAGCGAUACGUGCGAAAAGGGAUGAAGCCACGCGAAUGGCGGUACGUUGGUAUGCGACUGACGCCAUCGGCGUCAUCUAGGCUCGCCGUGAUUGUGCCGAGGCUCGUCUUGCAACUUGUGCAGACCGCGCAGACAGGUACGCUCGGCAAUGUUGGUGGUGCGUUCCCCGUCGAUGUUCUCUCCACGCACGCCUCUGCUCUCGAUAGCAAGAGCUGGGAUGUCGUACUUCGCGUGCAGGCCGAUCACGCACACGAUCUAGCCACGUGUCUGAGCAUACUACCCUCACCGGUGAUUGAGGGUCAAAGAGUGAGGCUCAGCGUCGUCGGACCCACGACGGCGAUCCAGACACUGCAGAACCUUUUUGUGUAA
This is a messenger RNA of Mycosarcoma maydis (corn smut), 3777 nucleotides long. Its product is annotated as tRNase Z. Gene Ontology annotation, molecular function: 3'-tRNA processing endoribonuclease activity. The transcript is spliced from 2 exons. Gene Ontology annotation, cellular component: mitochondrion. Gene Ontology annotation, biological process: mitochondrial tRNA 3'-end processing. Lineage: Eukaryota; Fungi; Basidiomycota; Ustilaginomycetes; Ustilaginales. The record is from RefSeq and is a predicted model, not a curated record. The coding region runs from base 1 to 3777 and encodes 1258 amino acids.